Molecule: messenger RNA, 513 nt
Organism: Haemonchus placei
Lineage: Eukaryota; Metazoa; Nematoda; Chromadorea; Rhabditida; Trichostrongylidae
Source: the annotation of a GenBank genome assembly
GCUCAAGUGUCAAUCAUGUCUGAAGCUUGCGCUCAGCGGUGUCAAUUGUCCCAUCUCAUCGAUAAAAGGUUCACUGGCACGGCGAGGGGUGUGGGAGGAACGCAAAAAUUCGUCGGAAAGAUCCACUGUUGUCAGGUGAAAGUGAUGGACCACUACUUCCCUUGCAAUUUCGAUGUGAUGGCUGAUCGAGAAAUGGAUCUACUCUUGGGACUGAACAUCCUCAAACGACAUCAGUGCAAUAUUAACCUCAAAACUAACAUGCUGGAGAUGGGUGACGGAACUAUGACUCCAUUCCUUUCCGAUUCUGAAAUUAACUCGCAUUUGGAUGAUUUGGCAUCAUCGAAUCCAUCAGAUUUCGCAGUAGAUGCGGACCUGUUGGCACAAGCGGUGAACUUGGGAUUUUCGGAGGCCGAGGCCAAAGAAGCGUUGCAAAUGACAAGGAAUGAUCUUGAAGCAGCGUUACAACAGCUGUUCUCCAAGGCAGAUGAGCGUUCUCAUGCUAUGGAGCACUAA